CGAGGAAGGUUGUCGACUGUUCCAUGUCUCCGUCGGCGUCCAUGUGUCCUCCCAGUCUUUGAGAUAACCAGAAAGGAAAUGACGGUACAAUCAACUGGCCAGAUUUUCCACUGUUGCGUUGAUGAUAAGACGUUGAAAUGAUUGUGAUGUCGAUCAUGUCUGUGGAAAAUAUCGGUGAUAUUUUGAUGAGUAAUUAGUUAAUGAGACGAAUACAGUACUUUCAUGAUCCGUGAAAAAGACAAACAAAAAGUGCUAAUAUCCGGAGAGGUUGCAUAGUUAAGCCCUGCACAAUGCCUUACCUCGACGAUGCCCCCUAGGAGCCAUUCAUCGAGCGAAGGGCAUGGCAUAAAUGCCCUUCAGACCCGGGCCAGAUACAAGGGGCUCUUCACUUAUCACACAGCUCCCACCUCGCGAGGCUACUGCAUUCUCUUCACCUUCGUCGUGGGCGUCCUCAUGAUUACUAUGGGGUCCGUUUUCUAUCACGUGAUCCUCAUUCGACCCAUGAGUGGGACGUACCCAUUACACACUCCUUCGAUGCCCCUGGCGUGUAGCCUUAUAGCCAUGGGUUUCGUCCUGGUCUUCCUGAGCAUCGGAGUCACCUGGAAGUUUGGGUUUGACGACGGAGAUAAUUCCCUCGAGGAGGACUCCUGCUCUCUCGCCAAGGACGACGUCCUUGACCAGAAUCACCAAAACUCUCUGAAGAAUCCUCCUGCAUGAGUUCUUCUUCAGUGGUUUCAGGCUUCCAAUCUGUGAGAGGAUCAAGCGACGAGUUCAUCAAUGCUUCGAUGUUUCCAAUUAGUGAGAACAUGAUUACCUCUAGUGAUUAUGAGGCUUCCAGUCAAAGGAAUAAUAAAAUAUGAACUGUUAGUGCUUUGAGGUCUUCAGUCAGGAAAUGAAUCAAAUGUCAAAACAGUUGACGAUCUGAGGCUUCCAGUCAGUCAAAGACUCGGAUAUCGAGACUCGAGACCGUCAACCAUUUGAGGCUUCCAAUCAGGAAAAAAAACUCGGAUAUCAAGAUUCGAGACCGUCAUCUAUUUGAGGCUUCCAAUCAGCAAAAGAAUCAAAUCUCGGGGCUCGAGACGGUCAAGUAUUUGAGACUUCCAAUCAACAAAGACUCGGAUAUCGAGACGGUCAAGUAUUUGAGACUUCCAAUGAACAAAAGACUCAGAUAACGAGACCGUCAGUGAUUCGAGGCUUCCAAUCAGCGAUGGAAUCAUGUCGAAUCCGCCAUCGCACGAUGCUUCCAGUCAGGCACACAAUCAAAUAAAAGUUCAUUGGUGUUUUGAGAUAAGUUCUAAUGGAAGCGGCAAAAAUCAAACACUGCGUGCGUCAGUGUGUGUUUAUAGAUUCCUAUCCAGUGGAGGAGCCAAAUAUGCCUGAAUAUCCAGACAAUCAUUUCGAAUGACACAUUCCUGAAAACGUGCGCCAUUCACUUCUUUUAAAAACGAAAAGAUGUAGAAGCCUAAGCUCUUAUUCAUGUAUUUUUAUAGGUCCCGAGUAGCACAUUCGGGUCAACUGGUACGAAUAUUAUUAAAAAAGAAACUAGUUUUCACUGAUUUUUUUUUAAUAAAUACAUGUUAGCUCGUGAUUUUUCUAUUUGUAUUGCGAAAGGUGAAGUGAUAUCGUUGAUGACAUUUCCUUGAAUACCCCGCCCCCCCCCCC
Molecule: messenger RNA, 1662 nt
Organism: Macrobrachium nipponense
Lineage: Eukaryota; Metazoa; Arthropoda; Malacostraca; Decapoda; Palaemonidae
Exons: 3
Coding region: 307-717 (136 amino acids)
Source: RefSeq, a predicted model, not a curated record